This is a messenger RNA of Actinia tenebrosa (Australian red waratah sea anemone), 1690 nucleotides long. Its product is annotated as tyrosine--tRNA ligase, cytoplasmic. Gene Ontology annotation, biological process: tyrosyl-tRNA aminoacylation. Gene Ontology annotation, molecular function: tyrosine-tRNA ligase activity; ATP binding; tRNA binding. NCBI's taxonomy places the organism in Eukaryota, Metazoa, Cnidaria, Anthozoa, Actiniaria, Actiniidae. The record is from RefSeq and is a predicted model, not a curated record.
UUUACCCGGUCAUUUUAUAAAGUUGAUGAGUCUACGAUUUUCCUCUAAUUUCGUCUUAAAAACAGCAUUAUUCAUCAGAUAAAUCCUUUAACAUUGCUCCUUGUAUGUUAAAAAGGACCGGGGCCUUGAGAUCUGUCCUAAGAAAUUCUUAUUCUGCUACGAGACGAGCUUCAAAAUCACCCAGAGUUUUUCAAGGAGCUUGUUCAAGGUUGAAAAAUACUUUUCCUUGUUCGACUUUGUCACGUUGUUUUACGACUAAAAUGGCUUCUGCUGCUUCUUCGAUGACUCCAGAAAAGAAAUACCAGCUUAUUUCGAGGAAUUUACAGGAAAUCAUUGGUGAAGAUCGGCUGAAGGCCAUCCUGGAUGAGGAGGAUAGACACCUCAAGCUGUACUGGGGAACAGCAACCACUGGUAAACCACAUGUGGCAUACUUUGUGCCGAUGACAAAGAUAGCUGAUUUCUUGCAUGCUGGAUGUGAGGUUACAAUCCUGCUAGCUGACCUCCAUGCUUACCUGGACAACAUGAAGGCUCCCUGGGAGCUGUUGGCCCACAGAGUCAAGUAUUAUGAAGAAAUAAUAAAGGCUUUGGAUGAAGAACAUCUUGGAGUAGAUGCACAGUUUGGAGGAGUUGACCAGAGGAAAAUCUUCACAUUUGCUGAGAAGUACCUCCCUACUCUUGGAUACAAGAAAAGAAUACAUCUGAUGAACCCAAUGGUACCUGGUCUAACGGGAGGUAAAAUGAGUGCAUCAGAUGAGGAUUCAAAGAUUGACCUGCUUGAUAGCAGUUCUACUGUCAAGAAGAAGGUUAAAAAAGCUUUCUGUGAAGAAGGCAAUGUAACCGAAAACGGAGUUUUAGCUUUCGCUAAAUUUGUCAUCUUUCCUGUACUCCAAAUAAAGAAUAUCAAUGAACUUGUAAUCGAAAGGGCAGAAGAAAAUGGUGGAAAUCUUACUUUUACAGAUUAUGAGUCGUUAAAAUCUACAUUUGAAAAGAGUCUGAUGGAUCCUGUAAGAAAGAAGUUUGAGUUACCAGAAUUUAAGAAACUUAAGAGAGAAGCCUACCCAAAAGCAAAGAAAGCAAAAACAAAAAGUGGUGGAGGAGGAGCCAGCAAUAGCGACAGGGCUGUUGAUCCAUCACGACUUGACUUACGCAUUGGAAAAAUUGUCUCAGCUAAAAAGCAUCCUGAUGCCGACACUCUUUACUUAGAAGAGAUUGAUGUUGGGGAGGAAAAGCCAAGAACUGUCGUCAGUGGUCUGGUAGCCUAUCUGACGCAGGAAGAAUUACAAGACAGAAUGGUUGUCAUGCUGUGUAACCUUAAGCCUGUCAACAUGCGAGGAAUCAAAUCAGAGGCAAUGUUGCUUGCAGCUUCUGCUACAAAAGGUGAUCAACGGAAAGUGAUUCCUCUCUCCCCACCAGAAGGAUGUAAACCAGGCGACAGGGUGACUGUAGAGGGCUAUGACCAUAAAAAACUGGGAGAACCAGAUGAACAGCUAAAUCCAAAGAAGAAAAUUUUUGAAACUCUCAAACCUGACCUAUUGGUAUCCAGUGAAGGCGUGGCACAGUACAAAGGCAGUCCCCUCACCACCACCAUGGGGAAGAUAACUUCACUAUUGAAGAAUGCAGAAAUAAGCUAAAACAAAACUGUUCUUAAUGCUGAAAAUUGAUCAACCAACAAUAAAUACAAUAACCGAUA